AAGAAGGAAAAAAUAACGACUGGCAGAUGACAGAUCAAAGAUGGCGGACGAAAUCGGCGAGCAAAUGUUACGAAUUUUCACAGACAAAGAAGGACCUAUCCAUACUGCAUUUCUUGCCUGUAAAAUUCCAUGUGCACAUGACAACUGCAGAAAUAGCCUACUACAAGGAUACAAGAAACAACCUCUGUGUGGUUUCUUCCGACUACAAAGAGCAGCUGAAUUUGUUGGAAAAGUGGCAGGACAAAAAUGUCGUCUUGUUUGCUUUUGGUGACUAUGAGUAUAUCUGCCGUAUGCUUGGAAUAUCUGGUGCAAGCGGACGAUACCCAUGUGUCUGGUGCUUGAUACACAACCAAGACAUGCGGAAACCACCCGAGGAGCGUGACCCCAUACAGCCCAGAACACCCGAGCACAUGGAAGAACAGCUGCAGAAUUUCCUUAACGAAGGAAAUGGGGACCUGAAAAAGGCUAAAGACUACUUCAAUGUCAUCCACGAGCCUUUGUUGGACAUCCCAAGUGAUAGGAUAUGUGUGCCUGGCCUACACAUAAGCAUUGGACUCUUUCUGAAGUUUUAUAACCUUUUCAUGACUGAAUGCGAGAGCCUUGACAUAUUGAUUGCUAAGCAUAAGGCCAAGACAUCUGGUAAGCCAACAGGUGACACAGAUUUUGAUCAAUAUGUUAAGACUCUGCAUUCAGCUGAAAGACACCGUGAAAAGGCCAGGAAACUGAGGGAGCAGGCCAAGCAAGCACAGGAGCACAUCACGUUCAAAAUCACCAAUGAUGGCUUACAGUGUGACGAGGAAUAUGUUCACCCCUACCUCACUGGCCUGGUAAAGUUAGUAGGGAAUCUCUCAAAAAGGGCAGAAAAUUAGGAAAAGCUGGCAAAUGCAACAGGAAAGAUCCACCAUGAGCUUCAGGCACUGCACCGUACGCACAGCCAAACAAAGCCGGCUACGAAUCGCCUCAAAGCCAUCAUCCAAGAUCACUACGUGAUCGUUGCACCGGCAGGAACGCUAUUCCUGAGAAGAAAAGCAAUGAAGUUAGAUAGAAUUAAAGGCCGAUAUCAUUGUAAUAUAUUUGUAUAAGUACUUAUAGCUCUCGGUUGAAUCAGGCAGACUCCAUUAUUUUAGCAAACGAAAUACGAAAACAUAAUAUUCAUACUAAUUAUUGUAGAAGCUUGCAAAUUAUAUAAGUUACUUAAUCUUAUAUCGUUGAGGUUUAUCCGAAACCAUAGCAUAUGAUAGUAAGCGACUAACUUUAUGUAGAUAGAUAGAUAGAUAGAUAGAUAGAUAGAUAGAUAGAUAGAUAGAUAAUGUGAUUAACCCUAUUGCAGCGAAAGCUGAAUUACAGGGCAGCCAGUAUAUAUAUAAUACAUCCUUACAUUUACAUAACUUGUUGAUAACGAUAAGUACAGAAAUUGUUGAGCCUAUUCGUACGGCCGCAGAUGGGGACAACAGACGCCGUACCGGACCGUAAACCAUACCCAUGGUGCGUUGCUACAGGAAUAGGAAUUAAGCGUUUAAGGGGGCCUCCGCGUUUGUAAAACCAAUUUUAAAGCCACAAUCAAUAAAAACAGCUGAAGCCUCUAA
Messenger RNA from Nematostella vectensis (starlet sea anemone), 1586 nucleotides. RefSeq lists its product as uncharacterized. The coding region runs from base 27 to 869 and encodes 280 amino acids. The transcript has 5 exons. Lineage: Eukaryota; Metazoa; Cnidaria; Anthozoa; Actiniaria; Edwardsiidae. The record is from RefSeq and is a predicted model, not a curated record.